GGGGCGAGUCCUUCCCGGGCAGGGACCUGAGCGGUUCUCGCGAGAGCUCUCCCUCUUCCUAGGCCGGCGCUGUGAGAGAAAGGCCAUGUUCAGUUCUAGCGCGAAGAUUGUGAAGCCCAAUGGUGAGAAGCCAGAUGAAUUCGAGUCUGGUAUUUCCCAGGCUCUCCUGGAGUUGGAGAUGAACUCUGACUUAAAAGCUCAGCUGAGAGAGUUGAACAUCACAGCAGCUAAGGAAAUUGAAGUAGGGGGUGGUAGAAAAGCAAUCAUAAUCUUUGUACCAGUUCCUCAGCUGAAAUCUUUCCAGAAGAUCCAGGUCCGAUUAGUUCGUGAGCUGGAGAAAAAAUUCAGCGGCAAGCAUGUGGUGUUCAUUGCUCAGAGAAGGAUUUUGCCCAAACCAACAAGGAAAAGCCGUACAAAAAACAAGCAAAAGCGUCCCAGGAGCCGUACACUUACUGCAGUGCAUGAUGCCAUUCUCGAAGAUCUGGUCUUCCCUAGUGAAAUUGUGGGCAAGAGAAUCCGCGUGAAACUAGACGGCAGCAGACUCAUAAAGGUCCAUUUGGACAAAGCACAACAGAAUAAUGUUGAACACAAGGUGGAAACAUUUUCUGGUGUCUACAAGAAGCUCACUGGCAAAGAUGUUAUUUUUGAGUUCCCAGAAUUCCAGCUGUAAAGUGCAAGAAUGACUGAAUAAACAGUUUAAUUGUUCAUA
Caretta caretta (loggerhead turtle) is the source of this 709-nucleotide messenger RNA. RefSeq names its product ribosomal protein S7 (gene RPS7). Gene Ontology annotation, biological process: rRNA processing; translation; ribosomal small subunit biogenesis. Gene Ontology annotation, molecular function: structural constituent of ribosome. Gene Ontology annotation, cellular component: ribosome; cytosolic small ribosomal subunit; small-subunit processome. The record is from RefSeq and is a predicted model, not a curated record. NCBI's taxonomy places the organism in Eukaryota, Metazoa, Chordata, Testudines, Cheloniidae.